AUGUUGUCUCCCCCCAUCCGCCGGCUCCUGGCCCUGCUGGGCCCCGAGCGCGGGCGCUGGACGCUGGUGGGGGGGCUGAUGUCGGCUUCUGCUCUCGGUGAGGUGGCUGCCCCCUACUUCACGGGCCGUGUCACCGACCGGGUGGCGGAGGAGGACGCAGCAGCGGCCGUGUGGCCCCUUGUGCUGGUGGGGCUCGGCAGUGCCAUCACCGAGCUGGCCUGUGACAGCAUGGCAGCUGUGGCGCUGACGCGGGCGCGGGACCGGCUCCAGCGCGGCGCGGUGGCCGCGGUGCUCCGCGGGGACGUGCCCGGGCCGGGGGGCAGCCUGGGGGACACGCCGGGCGCGGUGGCGGCGCGGGUGACAGGGGACGCCGAGGCGGCGCACUCGGCGCUGGGCGAUGUGCUGGUGCCGGGGCUGUGGGCGUUGACCCGGGCUGUGUCGCUGCUGGCCGUGGUGGCCUGGCUGUCCCCGCUGCUGGGCCUGCUCACCCUCCUGGCACUGCCCCUCUUCCUGCUGCUGCCACGCGCCGUCGGGCGCAUCCAACAGGACCUGGCCCGGCAGGUGCGGGCAGCGCAGGCCAGCACCACGGCAGUGGCCCUGGAGUCCCUGGGGGCCAUGGGGACCGUCCGGGCCUUCGGGCACGAGGCCGGUGUCACCGAGCGUGUCCGGCAGCGCCUGGCCCAGGGACACCGGCUGGAGCAGAAGGAGGCGCUGGCCUACGCGGCCGGGCUCUGGGCCAGUGGGUUUCCUGCACUGGUCCUGAAGCUGGCACUGCUCUUCUUGGGGGGACGCUUGGUGGCUGCAGGGACUGUCACUCGUGGGGAGCUGGUCACCAUCCUCAUGUGCCAGCUACACUUCACCAAGGCUGUGGAGGCCAUGCUCCUGUACGUCCCGAUCCUGGCCAAGGCCAUUGGCUCCUCUGAGACACUCCUGGAACUGCUGGAGCAGGCCAGGACGGUGACACUCGAAGGGCCACCAUCACCUGUUACCCCGCGGGGCCAUGAGACCACAUGGACUCGAGGCCUGUGCCUCAGGGAUGUCUGGAUGUCAUACCCGGGGCGGUCCGAGCCAGUCCUCAAGGGGGUGUCGCUGUCGCUGCGCCCGGGAGAGGUCGUGGCCGUGCUGGCGCCCCCUGGCGGCGGGAAGAGCUCCCUGGUGGCGGCCGCGCUGGGGCUGCGCCCCCUGGCGGGCGGGGCGGUGCUGCUGGACGGGGCCCCCCUGACCCCGCACUCGGACCCGGCUCUGCGGGAGCAGGUGGCUGGUGUCCUGCAGUGCCCGUCCCUGUUGUCUCGCUCCCUCAGCGCCAACAUCACGCUGGGCUGGGGACACAAGGAGGGGACACAGGUGAUGGCAGCGGCGCGGCGGGUGGGAGUGCAUGACUGGGCCAAACAGCUGCUGCAUGGCUAUGACACAGAGGUGGGCCCACGGGGGAUGCAGCUUUCAGGGGGACAGGCACAAGGGGUGGCACUGGCCCGGGCCCUGCUCAGGAACCCCCAAGUGCUGGUGCUGGAUGAGCCCACGCGGGCACUCGACCCCAUGACCCGGCGCCAGGUGGAGCAGGAGCUGCUGUGUCCCGGGACAGGGGAGGGGCCGGCGGUGCUGCUGGUGACAGGACGGGUGGCCCUGGCCCAGCGGGCACCGAGGGUGGCCCUGCUGGAGGGGGGACGGCUGCGGGAGCUGGGGACCCCCGGGGAGCUAAGGACCCUCCCGUGGGGGACAGCGGGGGACACUGAGGAUGGGGAGGGGGACGACUAGGGCUGGGAGGGGGACGCUGGAGAUGGAGACUGUGACAGCAGGGAUGAGGACGGUGCCGGAGGAUGGGGACACCGUGGGGAGGGUGACUUCGGGGCCAGGGCUGUGACAGUGACCGAGUGUGAAAUCGAUCAAUAAAUCCGCAGAUCUAUACAACAA
Molecule: messenger RNA, 1911 nt
Organism: Lonchura striata (white-rumped munia)
Lineage: Eukaryota; Metazoa; Chordata; Aves; Passeriformes; Estrildidae
Source: RefSeq, a predicted model, not a curated record